CCUUCACGAGAUUCGUAUACUGGGAUCUUCGCUUCAAAAUUCAAAGCAUGUCGUAUUCAGCAUCGUUGGCUUCUGAGAGAUUAGAAUUUUGUGGCAUUGCUUUUCCAAAAACUUCUGCCACUGAAAGAAGCACCCAAAUUGCCGGGAAGAAUGCGUACUGCGCAGCAAUUGGAGCAAUGAGCCCUCAGGAAGCCUCCAAAGCACGUGGCGAAAAGUGUUGGCGGUUUGGCUACGCUAAGCACGUGCUCAAGUCUGUAGAACUCUCGGCCGUUAGCGGGAAGGAGGCCUUAUUAAUAGCGCAAACCGGUUUGGAUUAUUGCUAUCAAAAUUUCGAGUUCAUACGAGACGGGCAAUCAAUUUCAUUGGACACUGCUAUGAAGACGAUGGAUAAAAGUUUUUAUACUGGAUUUAUUAGAGGAAGUUUAGAAAAGCCUUCAACGAAUGAACUUGUGGUGCCCUACAAAGGAAAAGCGUUGCGCGGGAAAAGUCUGUUGGAGCAAAUUGACCAGUGGACGAAGUACGGGACUAUGGAGCCGUCCUGCGGCCAUUAUCUGAAGAUGGUCGUACAGCAUAAAGAAUGGUGCGACUUGUCCAAUCAAUAUUUCGUUCUUCUUGGCGCUGGAAGCGCGAUGGGCCCUUUUAAAACCCUUAUGAGUUUCGGUGCUCACGUGAUUGCUAUAAACUCUCAAAGGCCGGAAACUUGGAAACGAUUAAUAGAAAUAACGAGAGCCUCUUCAGGAACGUUAACGUUUCCUCUUUCCGUUGAACAAAAUGAUAUGAAUGAUGAAAUGUUGUGUGAAAAAGCGGGUUGUGAUUUGCUUACUCAAACGCCGGAAAUUAAAAAUUGGCUUAAUGAAGUUUAUCCAGAUAAAGAGUUUAUUAUUGGGUCUUAUGCAUACCUUGAUGGGGAAGCUUAUGUUCGCGUUUCAUUGGCUAUGGAUGCCAUCUUAAUGCAGGUUUGCUCGAAGCGAAAAAUUAAAGGAAUUGCUUAUCUAAACACGCCAACGCUUUGCUAUCUGAUUCCCAACGAAGCAGCGCAGGCCUCCGUGAAUAAUUAUUAUAAACCUUCCAUAUUCAACACUAUAAUGAUGCCCCUUCGCUUAUUGGCCCCUCGCCUUGCUGAUCGAAAUAUUCGUACGACUGCUACUACGGAGGAUGGCAAAAAAGAGUACAUCGUAAAUGGUCUCGUUUUGGCGCAAGGCCCGAACUAUGCCUUGGCAAAGUCUAUUCAACUUUGGCGCAGCAUUAUUGCAAAAGAAAAAGGUUUCUUAGUUUCUAGCAAUAUCGCGCCCGCCACAAAAACGGUUUCUGUGGUGCAUAAUCGAAAGUUUGCUUGGGCGUACAACGGCUAUCACUAUUUUGAGCCAAUAGAAAUCUUCGAGCCGGAGACGUCUAGCGCGCUCAUGUGCGCUUUACUUAUAAAUGAUAUCAACAAUGAAGACUCUUGUAGUUCUCCAAAGAAAAUUCUCCCCCAACUUUGGGAUUUAUUUAAGGACGGCGCCCUUCACGGAGGUGUAUGGAGAUCCGGCUAUUCUUUACAAUCGACUGGAGAAAUUGCCGCCUUAAUGUAUUUUUAUGAAAAGCUGAAGCCCUUUUUAGUAGUGCUUUUCGCGCUUUUUGCUUCCGUAUAUUUUACGACAUCUUCAAAAAGUGCAUAA
Molecule: messenger RNA, 1658 nt
Organism: Zophobas morio
Lineage: Eukaryota; Metazoa; Arthropoda; Insecta; Coleoptera; Tenebrionidae
Exons: 19
Coding region: 48-1658 (536 amino acids)
Source: RefSeq, a predicted model, not a curated record